This is a messenger RNA of Miscanthus lutarioriparius, 801 nucleotides long. The record is from the annotation of a GenBank genome assembly. NCBI's taxonomy places the organism in Eukaryota, Viridiplantae, Streptophyta, Magnoliopsida, Poales, Poaceae.
AUGGCCGCAGCCGAGGACUACGACACCGCGGCCGCGGUGGCCGUGUUCCAUCAGUCCCGAGCCGGCGUCCGCGGGCUCGUCCAGUCCGGCGUCAACACCAUACCACCAAUUUUCCUCAUGCCCACCUCGCCAUCGCCGCGGUCACCCACGACUACAGCGUUCGCCAUCCCAGCCGUCGACCUCUCCCUCCCGCGCCAGGACACUGUUGCGCUCGUCCGCGCCGCGGCAUGUUCGUGCGGCUUCUUCAACGUCACCAACCACGGCGUCCCGGCCGGCAUCGUCGACUCCGCAGUCUCCGCGGUGAGGGCGUUCCACGAGCAGCCCCUCACCGUCCGCUCGGCGUUCUACUCAAUCGAGCCCGUGGGCGGUGCUGUCACCUACUCCACCAUCCCCAUCGCGCCGCAGCGGGGCGCUCCUCUCCUCCCCUGGCGCGACACGCUCCGUGUGCGCUUCGGCCCAGGGGAGCCCAUCCUUGGUCGCCUACCCGCGGCUUGCCGGAACGUGCUGCAGGAGUACCAGAGGUCGCUGACGGCGUUCGGGAAGGAGAUGGCCGGGCUGCUGUCGGAGGCGCUCGGCGUUGGGACAGAGCGGCUGGAGCGGGCGAUGCAGGUGGAAGGGUGGCUCAUGGCGUGCCACUACUAUCCACCGUAUCCGGAGCCGGAACGGGUGGUCGCUAGCCUCGAGCACACCGACCCCAGCUUGUUCACGGUGCUGGCGCAGGACGGAGUUGGUGGGCUGCAGGUCCGCCGCGACAACGGAGAAGAGUGGGGACGUGCUCAAGGUACAAUCUGGUGUUCGUAA